Molecule: messenger RNA, 2165 nt
Organism: Lingula anatina
Lineage: Eukaryota; Metazoa; Brachiopoda; Lingulata; Lingulida; Lingulidae
Cellular component (GO): cytoplasm
Molecular function (GO): acid-amino acid ligase activity
Source: RefSeq, a predicted model, not a curated record
CACCAGAUUAAGACUGAUGUUCCAAUUAAGCCAUUCAGAAAACUUCGUCUGCAUGUGAAUGUACUUAUUUUGCUGUCUGCAGGCAAGACAUCGAACAGGGACUCAAGUGACUUGAAUAUUCUUAAAACUAUUUUCUUUCGGCGAAGAACUGAGGCUGUUUAUCAACUAGUAAGGCGUUCCAAACCAGAAUGCUCACUAUAGGCACCAAGUUUCUGGUGGUGAGCCAGGUUUUUACAGCGGUAACUUUGUACCAAGUCAUCAACAUGUACCUAAACUGGAAGGACACGAGUAGCUGGCAGGCUGCUUUCAGGGGACUAGUGGUAUUCUUCACGGGUGCCGGAGGCCUUGUCACCUAUGACAUAUACAGGAAACGACCCGCUAAAAGCCACACGUGGAGGACAGUGUUACUACAGUACACUCUUACACAAAUAUUCCGAAUUAUUGUGUACUUUUCUCUCAGGAAUUUUGAGACAGCAAGCAAAAACAUCAGCAAAAUGCAAGAAGAUGCAUUAAUGUUUUACAUUCGCACGCUGGAAAAUACGGAGUUUGGCAAGAAACACAAUUAUUCUCAGAUGCGGACGAGGGAAGAUUUUUUGAAACUGCACCCAGUUUUGUCCUACACCGACCUUAAACCUUACAUUGACAAAACUAUAGCGGGCAAAAAAAACCAAAUCACUCCAUUUGACCCGUUUUACAUCGCUUUUACUUCAGGGACCACCGGUAAAAACAAAGCGUUCGUAUAUGCAAAGGAGAUGUUUGCCAAACCUUCAAAGAUGCUUAAAGCUCUUCUCUUUAGGACUUUAAGAUUUAAGAGAGCUGGAUUAUGGGAUGACCUGAAACGCUAUCACGAGGUCAGAAUAGGAGUCAAGACAAAUAUUACUGACAGUGGCAUAAGAACUGGACCAAUAGCCGGAAUGUAUACAUUCUUUCCAAGUUAUUUGGUUUCACCACGUGUGGUGUAUGACGUCACUACCGAAAACGAGGCCCAUUAUUUACAUGCACUCUUCGCACUAAAAGAUCCUGGUAUUGGGACUUUCAACUUCUCUUUCCCGUCUGUUGCUACCCGGUUUUGUCAAACUUUGGAACACCAGUGGCCACAGCUAUGUGACGAUAUAGAACACGGUGCCCUGAAUACAGACUUGGACAUACCCGAGGACAUCAGGGAAAGGUUGCAGACCGAUAUGAGGGCGGAUCCCCAAAGAGCUGCUGAAGUUCGUCGGAUCAUAAGGCAGGGCUUUGACGGAAUUGUGCGCCGUUUAUGGCCGGAAUGUAACGCAGCUCUAAUGUUGAGUUCAGGUUCUCUUCUUCCUGAGGCCGAGGGAUUGAAGCAGCAUUAUCUGAAAGAUGUUCCGUUUUGUAAUCCCGUACAUGCCGCUACUGAGGGAGUUUUCGGGUUUUGUGACCCUGACGACAACAGCCAAACGCGGUUCAUUAUGACGACUUCCUUAAAUCACUUCGACUUUAUCCCCCUGGAGGAAACAGAUAAACCAUCUCCCCGUGUGGUACCUAUUGAGGAGGUACAAAUUGGACAGUGUUAUGAACUGGUUAUAACAACCGCGGUUGCCGUGCGUUACAGACAAGGUGACGUGGUGAAGAUAGUGGAUUUUUACAACCAGGUUCCAGUAUACGAGUUCCAAUAUAGGCUGGGACAAAUGUUGAAUCUUUUCUGGGAAAAGAUGACCGAGGGGGCCUUUGUUCACGCACUCCGAGGAGCAGCCAAGCGCAAUGAUGUUGACGUAGUUGAAUAUACUGCGACGGAGAACGUCAACUUUGAAGCUAUCGCUGAGCCUCUACAAAAUGGACGGCACUACGUAUUGUUUAUGGAGUUGUCAGAAAACUCAGACAAGGAACAAAGGAGAUUGACUUCACAGCAGAAACAGAUGUUUGAAGACGUUUUGUACGAAGAACACGAAGUUUACAAGAUGCUGAGAGAUAAUGGAAGUAUUCUCCCCAUGAAAGUUAUCCAGGUGAAGACCGGUGCGUUCAAUGCCUUGAAGAACGCCGUAGUGGAAAAUGGCCCUUGUGGUCACUUAGUCCUGUGUUGGAGGAUGGAGGACAAGGCUGAACACGCCUUUACAGCCCCCUCGACCAAAGUCAGCUCCAGCCGCUUCGUGCAGCAGCAGCACCACUACCACCUUCACCAGCGGCAGCAGUUUAGAUACUGA